AUGGCUAAGAAGGCGCGCCAGAGGAUCAGCUACGUCCUCGAGCUCCCGGCCGGUUCCCAGGGCGGUGGCCACAGACUCGGCGUCAAUGGCCUGGCCGUCGACAAGGACAACGCCAUCCUAUACUCCGGCGCCCGUGAUGGCUUCGUCUGCGCCUGGGACCUGAACCUCGACCUCAACCCCGGCGCGCCCCAGCCCGAGAAGAAACCGAAGAGCACCUUCCGCUCCCAGACCCAGGCGCACAUGUCCUGGAUCAACGACAUCGUCCUCGCCAACAAGAACACCGCCGUCGUAACCGCCUCCAACGACUUGACCGUCAAGGUCUGGCGCCCGCACUCCGAGACGAACACGAUUGCAGACAAGAUUGGCGAACAUGCGGACUAUGUCAAAUGCGUUGCCACGCCCCCGGGCGGCUCGGUCAACUGGGUCGCUUCCGGUGGCUUCGAUCGCAAGAUCUGCCUGUGGGAUCUCAACGGCGGCGGAAAGACUCUCGAAAUCGAUACCAAGGGGGAUGAGGUUGCAGAGAAGGGCUCCAUCUACGCCUUGAGCGUUGGCCAUACCAUCAUGGCCAACGGUGGUCCCGAGUCUGUCGUGCGCCUGUGGGAUCCUCGUUCUGGCAAGAGCGUAACCAAGUUUGUUGGUCACACGGAUAACGUACGCGGCAUUCUGUUGAACGAAGCCGGCGACAAGGUCCUGACGGCCAGCUCCGACCACACCAUCAAGCUGUGGAGUGUCACUGCUGGACGUUGUAUGUACACGUUCACCAUGCACGAGGACAGCGUCUGGUCAUUGUUCUCGGACGACCCCGAACUAGGCACCUUCUACAGCAGUGACCGUUCCGGCUUCGUCGUCAAGACGGACGUGCGAGGAAGCCUUGCGGACCUCGACGAGGGUCUGUCAGUCGCCGUCGCGCACGAGUCCCACUCUAUCAGCAAGGUCGUUGCGGCAGGCGACUACAUCUGGACGGCAACCAACACGUCAUCCAUCAACCGAUGGUCUAAUGUCAGCACCGGCCCGGAACUGCAGCUUCCCGAGGCGUUCAGAAGACAAAGAGCAGCAUCCUCCGCCUCAAGGCCCAGACAACCCUCAAACCCGCCUCCAGCCAACGCACCAAAGAAGGAGAUCUCAACCCGGUCGAUUUUGAGAAUAUCCAAUACAGCAGCCUUCCCCAUCCAAACCAAUCCCGCCCCCGAAACCCCUCCCGCUACCGUUACCGGGGCCCACAUCCCACAGGAGACAGAGCCGAUCCAUCAGAACCCGGAGGAGACCAUUGAGGGCCAGUUUGGUCUUGUGAAACAUAAGCUGCUGAAUGAUAGAAGAAGAGUAUUGACACUAGACACUGCUGGCGAUGUUCUCCUUUGGGAUCUUAUCAAGUGCGAGCCGAUCAAGAGUUUUGGCAAAAGACAUCUUGAAGACGUCGAGCCGGAAGUCAACACAACUGAAGCAGUUGCGCCUUGGUGCUCUAUCGACAUCAGCUCCGGUAGUCUUACGGUGGUGCUUGAGCCGUUCAACUGCUUUGAUGCUGAGAUGUACGCCGAUGAGCUGGCACUAGAAGAGCCUAUUGAGUUCAGAGAAGACCAAAGAAUCAACCUUGGCAAAUGGGUGCUUCGGUAUCUAUUUGCCGGCCUGAUUGAUGAGGAGAUCAAACGGGAUGAGGCGUAUCGUCAGACCCUGAACGAAGUAGUAGAACGGAGGGUGGCAGCCAUUCGUGCCAACCCGCCGUCUUCGAUCACUAUUCCAACCGGCUCGCCUGGAUGGGAUGAAAACAUGGGCACCCCUCGAGCCAACGGCUCGCAGUACCCAAUGACCCCCGGCAUGGCCAUUGGCCUUGCGACGCCGGGCCCUGGUGGCAAGCUUCAAGACGUGCCUGAGGGAGUUGCGACCCCAAGCAGUCCGCUCGACAAUAAAUCCUCUCAGUUCGGCCGCCCGUCAACUGAUCAGGGAGAUUACUUUACCAGCGCUAUUGGGCCUAUCGAGGGCGCCUCCAAGCCGACUGCGGCGCCAGCAACUCCUGCAACUGAACAACCACCGGCAGCUGAUACAAAGUCCAACGCAGAUUCUAAAGAGAAGGAAAAGGAUAAGGAUAAGGAGAAAGACAAGGAUGCAGCCAAUGGAAAGUCUCCCUUUGGAAAGAAAUUCCGCAUGGGCAUGGGCAUGUCUUUCGGCAGUAAAAAGUCGGGACGUUCAGCUUCCACGACGGCGCCGGAAAAGCCUGCUGUCGUCGACGAGAAGGCAGAAGAGUCCGAGGCAUCGUCAACGCACGAGAAGGAGGUUGACGACAGCUUCUUGGGCGCGAUCCAGAAGAUCCGCAAUGAUUACGACAAGUCACUGACCGAAAGUCCGGACAAGUUGAUCGAAACCAAGGUCACGCCAAGUCUAUCAAACGACACGCCCGUGUUGAAGCUACCAUCCGGAACGAAGGUCGUCCUCCAGGAGGAGACGUCCGGUGGUAGCGCAAACAUUUACCAAGGGACCGUGGAGACCGUGGGCCAGGGUGCGGACAUUAUUGAGCAGCGCGGUCCUAUGUGGCUGGGCGAGGUCCUGCUUCAAAAUCAGAUUCCCCAGAAGGAGCCAGUAAAGGUUUCCUUCGUGCUGCAGCCAUGGCAGAACAGCCUGCCUGACAUUGCGUCGACGGAUGGCAACAACCGACUGAAUGCCAACAGGAUGCUUCGUGUGAAGAAGAUCCUGGCCUACGUUGCAGAGCGGAUCGAGGCCCCAGUUGAGAACCCGGAGCCGGAUGCUCUACUGCCGCAUGAGUACUUGGAGCUCUACUGCAACGAACAGCUUCUACCCAUCACCAUGACCCUGGCGACCCUUCGCGCCCACAUCUGGAAGGGCGGUAAUGACGUUCAGUUGUACUACAAGGCGAACGGGCGCAAGGAGAUCCCCAACCCGCCCCCUCAGCCUGCCGCACCCGAACCCGAGCCUGCGCCGUCGCAGGGCAGCAGCACACCUCCAAACCCUACAGCAUAG
Colletotrichum karsti is the source of this 2970-nucleotide messenger RNA. RefSeq lists its product as uncharacterized. The transcript has 6 exons. Gene Ontology annotation, biological process: protein deubiquitination; double-strand break repair via homologous recombination. The coding region runs from base 1 to 2970 and encodes 989 amino acids. NCBI's taxonomy places the organism in Eukaryota, Fungi, Ascomycota, Sordariomycetes, Glomerellales, Glomerellaceae. The record is from RefSeq and is a predicted model, not a curated record. Gene Ontology annotation, molecular function: ubiquitin binding.